Messenger RNA from Penicillium waksmanii, 1683 nucleotides. RefSeq lists its product as uncharacterized. The transcript is spliced from 4 exons. Bases 1 to 1683 code for a protein of 560 amino acids. The record is from RefSeq and is a predicted model, not a curated record. Lineage: Eukaryota; Fungi; Ascomycota; Eurotiomycetes; Eurotiales; Aspergillaceae.
AUGAGCUCAAACAGGCUCGAGGGCAGUCCUAGGCGUGAGCGACGGAGUGAGACUUUCUCUUUAUCUGCAGCCUUCCGAUCAUCCCCGAAAAGUGCAAGAACCCAAAUCAUAACCCGGCUGCAGCUUUCGCUCUACCACGAUCACCACCACCACGCCGACACGAUCUCCAAGCAUCGUCCUCCGAUUCCCAAGAGACAAGGGUCCUGGCUCGAAGAGUUCCCACGACGAUCAAUCCACAAAGCACGUUCAGGGCUGCUGGCAAUUCGUGCAAGCUUACUCCGACUAUCCUCUCGUGAGAACACUGACUUCAGUGAGGCCAUUAUCGAGGAUAUGUCUUGCGAACCCUCCAGGCACAUCGAGGAUGUUUCUCGCGAAGUCUCCAGGCGUGAGCGAGAUCAUAUCCGAGGACAUGACCAUUCGAACUCAACGCAGGAAGACUUGAGCUUUGGUGUUUGUUUGUUCCGAACAUCAACAUCUCCUUGGGCCACAGCUUUGGAUGGAGCAGGUUCAAAUUUGGUACCCCGGGUCGAGUCUCCUCUGUCUCUACCUCUAGUGAAUUCCAUCUCGGCACCUGCCGAACUAGAAAGCUACUACUACAACAACACCGAUGACGACCCGGAGCCGAUGAAUGAUCGACCGCCAUCGCCGUCGGUAGACUGGGACGAGCUCGGAUCCCCGGCAUCAAGCUUCAGGUAUGAGAAUAUGAUUCCGUGCCAGAGGAAGAAUGUCUCUAGAUUUCUGGGCACGGGUUCCAGCUUGUCCUCUUCGCCUAUCUCAGUGGUCACGCAAUCUGAAACUCUUGCUUCUCAAGAGCACCUACCACCAAUUCGUGAUCAACCAAAAAGCGACUACUGUGGGCGUGAAGAGUUAAUUCCGACACCGAGCCCGCCUUCAGAGAUGGUCACAAUUGCAUUUCCCGGGGUAUACCAAGCGUUAUUGGAUCAGUGGGCGGGUGAAAUGCGGGAUAAAUCCAAGAAUAUACCAUGUGCCCGAUUGAAAGUACCAGAGUGCAAUCCUGUUGCAAUUGCUCAAGCUAGGCAAACUGAUGGAGGUGAGGCUGAGCCUUCUGGGAAACGCCAUCCAUUUGGCCGCCAUAUGUCUCUGAGAACCGACCAGGGAUACCCUGGAAAAUCCGAGGCGGUCUACAGAAAAAACCAUGUGGUGUUUUCAGCGCACUCACAUGAGAUUCCAAUCUCCCCUGAUAGUCACAGCUCUUCUACACCCUAUGGCCGAACGGUCGAGUCUUUGUACGAUGGAUCAGAAUAUUCCAACUACGCCCUUCCAGGCUCUUCGCCGACAAAUAUCACUUCGCCAUCAUAUUAUUCUAACGAUAUCUGGAGUCCAUUGGAGUCUCCCAUUGAUGAAGAACUUCUAUUCUCACCCUUCCCUCGAAACGAGUACUACAUGGCCGAUGGAAAGACGAGCGGCGUCUAUCCCGACCAAGACGACCAGCCCCCCGUUAAAGUAGAAAGUCGCUUCUAUGGCGACGGAAGUAUUCACAGUGGCCGUGGCCUCGACCGGACUCUUUCUGAUAGACUGCGUGAGCUCACGGAAAGGAUUCCAACAAUGGGGGGUUCGCGAUCCAUGCGGCAAGAUCCUCGGACUGGACUAGGGCUUAGUGAAUCGACGGACGAAUCUUCCGUUAUCAGAGCUACUGGAUAUGAAGCCCGACGACUGGGUUGA